CUCAAAGUACAAUCUUUAUUAUAUUUUUGUAAAGUAAUAUGUGAGAAAGAGCCGGCCGGCUAAGUAAAAAUGAAAGUAAUAAAAGACAUUGGAGUAGAUCUCGUUUAAAGGGAGGAAUGACGCCCAACCUUUUGAAAAUUUAGUAUAAAACAUUAAUGGCAAAAUUAACUUUAAAUAUUGCUAAAGAAAUUGCACGUAGUAGAGGAGGUGAAUGCAUCUCUGAAAGUUAUAUCAAUUGUCAGAUGCCAAUGUUUUGGAAAUGUGCUAAGGAUCAUUUGUGGUCUGCAAGACUUAGUAGUGUGAAGAAUGAAAAUACAUGGUGCCCACGGUGCGCAGUUGAAAAUCGUCGUACUCGAACAAUCGAAGAUAUGAAGAAGUUUGCAGAAAAGAAAGGAGGCUUUUGCCUUACAACUGAGUAUGUUAAUAGACGGGAUCCUCUUAAAUGGCAGUGUAAAGAAGGACAUAAGUGGAAGGCUUCGGCAAAAGAUAUUCUUAAGGGAACUUGGUGUCGAAGGUGCAGUAUACUAGGUCGAAAACAUGUUAUACCAGAUAAAAAACCUAUCCCGGUACAAAGACACGAUCAUGUUACACAUCAACCUAUUGAUAUAGCAAAUAGUAUUGCACAAGAACGAGGUGGUAAGUGUCUUUCUACAGAAUAUGUUAAUGCAAAUACUCAAAUGCUUUGGAGAUGUGCCAAAGGUCAUGAAUGGUCUACAACUCUUUAUCGAAUAAAAAAUAUGGGAAGAUGGUGCUCACAAUGUGCUGGUAAUUUUCCCUGUGGUCUUUCGGAAGCUAAGGAAAUCGCUCACAGUAGAGGAGGUAUGUGUCUUUCUACAGAAUAUAUAAAUCUCUGUGUUCCGAUGCAAUGGAUGUGUAAUAAAGGUCAUAAAUGGUUUGCUUCCAGCAUCCGCCGACCAGAUUUCUUGAAAAUACCUGAACAUCCUCGAGGACUAGAACUCGACAUCUAUUAUCCACAGUAUGGAUUUGCUAUAGAAGUACAAGGUAAACAGCAUGAGCAACACGUAAAAUACUUUCACAAAGACCUGGAAGAGUUCGAGAAACAGUUGAUGCGUGAUCAGCUCAAAAAAGAACUUUGCGAGAAGAAUUCGAUUGUUUUAAGAUAUGUUUGGUAUUACGAAGACCCAUAUGUAGUUAUUCCUGAACAUCUUCGAGAAUUAGGUCUUAUUGAGUAAACUCAAAUAUUUAAAUGCUU
This is a messenger RNA of Rhizophagus irregularis DAOM 181602=DAOM 197198, 1213 nucleotides long. Lineage: Eukaryota; Fungi; Glomeromycota; Glomeromycetes; Glomerales; Glomeraceae. The record is from RefSeq and is a predicted model, not a curated record.